Messenger RNA from Dentiscutata erythropus, 396 nucleotides. The record is from the annotation of a GenBank genome assembly. NCBI's taxonomy places the organism in Eukaryota, Fungi, Glomeromycota, Glomeromycetes, Diversisporales, Gigasporaceae.
AUGCCAGAAACAAGCGAACCAAAGGAAAGUGAAUUAGAUAACAAACUUCAGGACGAGACUACUAAUAAUAAUGAUGAUGUUUCUUUGCUACUUGAAGACCUUUCUGCUGAAACUAGCCUAGUAAUUCAAGAAUUAUCGAAUAAUAUCGAAGAAUAUAUCCAAAUGAUUGAUCAACCAGUCACUACAGAAAAUAUACUAACAGAUGAAGAAAUUAUCGAAAUAGUAAUGGAUGAAUUUUGUGAUAAUGAAACUGAUGAUAACGAUGACAAUGAAGAACUACCACCACCCCCAAUAACUAUAAUGGAAGCUAUUGAGGCAUUAAAGAAAGUUAUAAGAUACCAAGAGAGCCUCGAUGUUGGAAAAGGAUUUAAUGAGAAUGGGUUAAUAAUAUUAUGA